This is a messenger RNA of Loa loa (African eye worm), 1473 nucleotides long. RefSeq lists its product as hypothetical. The transcript is spliced from 10 exons. Gene Ontology annotation, cellular component: endoplasmic reticulum. The record is from RefSeq and is a predicted model, not a curated record. Bases 16 to 1410 code for a protein of 464 amino acids. Gene Ontology annotation, biological process: endoplasmic reticulum unfolded protein response. Lineage: Eukaryota; Metazoa; Nematoda; Chromadorea; Rhabditida; Onchocercidae. Gene Ontology annotation, molecular function: protein binding.
AAUUUUCAGGAGUUGAUGGCCAACGUGAUAUCAACAGAGAAUGAUUUCGAGCCAAUUGGAUAUUUUUUCAUCUUGUUUUCCGGACUGACUGCUUUUAUUAUUGCCCUAUUUGUAUGGAUGAGAUGGGAUACCGACAAGAAGAGCCAGAAUGAAAGACAAGAUUCGACUGACUCAGAUCAAAAUACUGAAGAUGAAAAUUUGAAAGCACAAAAUAAAUCUAAUUCUUUUCCGAAAAAUGCAAAGAAACAAGGAAAGUGGAAAUUUGAAAAGAUGCGAGCACCGCAAUUUGAACAUCCGUGGCUUUUAACAACACUAAAAGGACAUGUAAGUGAUGUCUUGGAUUUGGAUUUUUCUUCAAAUGGCAAAUAUGUUGCAUCAGUUAGCUCAGAUCGUUCACUCUAUCUCUGGAAUGUUAAGGAUUUCUGUGAGCGUGACCACAAAUUGCAUCGUUGUAGUGUUGAACUGGACGAUGCAAGUCAUAUCGUCUUUGCACCUGAUUCAAAAUGUGUCCUUAUGAGUCUAAAAAUUGCUAACAAGUUGGAUGUUUACAAAAUGACAAAGAAGGAAGGUACUCAAAGUUAUAAGUUUUCGCGUGUUGAAAAUGUUGAUUUUCCGGUUGUCCAUGACGAGGAUAUCAAUAACAUUGGAAUUGCCUGUAAUGGAAAAUUUGUGAUGUCGGCAUCAGUCGAUAAUCAGCUUGUGAUAUAUAGCAUUCAUGGAGAAGUCUUUAGAAAGAUUGAGCUAAAAUUGAACAUUCUGUACAGUGCAUGUAUCUCACCGUGUGGACGUUUUGUUGGAGCAAGUGGUUUUACACCCGAUGUUUUUGUUUUUGAAGUAUUAUUUGAUCGUCAAGGAAGCUUUCAAGAUGUGAAAAAAGCUUUUGAACUAAAGGGUCACAGUUCUCGUAUUUACUCGUUUUCUUUCGAUCAAAGUUCAACACGAUGUGUCACAGCAUCUAAGGAUGGAACAUGGAAAGUCUAUAAUACCGAUGUGCGUUAUUCACAAGGCGAAGAAACCAAGAUUAUUGCCAGUGGAGAAUUUGAACUGCUGAAGAAUGCUCGUCCCGAGUCAGUCAAAGUAGUAAUGAGUCCAUCAGGAAAUAGUUUUGUUAUAUCAGCUAAUCGUCACAUACGUUUGUAUAGCACUUUACGACCUCAAAAGGAAUUCAAAAUGAUUUUGGAUGUACACGACAAGCCAAUAAAUGGCCUACGGAUGAGUUCAUGCGGGACAAUGAUCGCAACUUGUGGUGAUCGAUAUAUUAGGAUAUUUCAUAAUGUUGCAGAAUUUUAUAGUAAUGUAGUUUUGCUGGAAAAAACCAUACAAGAAACUCGUGAAGAUAGCAGAAGGCGACGUCUUGAAGAACAACUACAUGAAGCUAAGCGAGCACUUAGUCCAUUUUCAUUUUCUUAAUUCAGAUUUGGAGAAAUAAGGUGAAUUCUAUCUUUUCAUCGCAAUAAAAUUGAAUUGUAAAAG